UGUUCGAGGACAAACGAGGCACAUGAAGAGAUUCUGAGUCUUGUGUCUUCAUGGAGGGGUAAUGCAUGCUUCCACUGCAUGUGAAUUCAAAGAAACCAAAUCGGAUGAGCCCACCAGCUUGACUGCAGAAGAGCUCCACACUUCCACCCCUCCUCUGCUUCCCUAUAAAGCCAUUAGCAGCAGUUGAAUCCGCAGAGAAGCACGGAAUCAUGGACUGGCACUCCUGGCUCGCCAAGUCCAGCCUUGAGCCAUCGCUGGCUUACGAGUAUGGCCUCCUGUUCAUGGACAACGAGCUGGAGGAGGAGGAUAUAGCCUACUUCGACCAUGACUUCCUCCAGAGCAUGGGCAUAUCCGUGGCGAAGCACAGGUUGGAGAUCCUGAAACUAGCCAAGAACGACGGCAGGGCGACGCCGGUCCCUGUCGCCAAGCUCGCUGCCGUAAUCAGCAAGUCCAAGAACUGCCUCACGAGGUAUGUCCGCGCGAUGGGCUGCACUAACGGUCCCGCGAUCUUGGUCGUGGCCAACGCCACGUACGGCGACCGCUGGAGCGGGGCCGCGAUGAGGAGGAAGGCGAAGCUGGCGCUACUGAAGCAGGGCAGGCUGAUGAUCGCCGACCGCGGCAUGAGCGUCGCCGCCGAUCUGCCGUCUCGAUCCCACAGCGCUAGCCCGAUGGUUCGCGGCUGUCAUGGCAACAGCAACGCCGCUGCUGAUGACGGUUACCGGGGGCCUGCAGUCGGAGCCAUGAGGUGGGACUCCAUGUUCGACAACUUGAAGCCCACAUGAGAGACCCUGUGCUGCGCGUGAGCUUCACCUUGUUUCAUUUGAUUCAGAAGACUGUACGAGCUUCAUCUUUGUACAGUCUAUGUUUUCUUCUUUUCUUUUCCUGUCAAGUGUGAGCUCCCAUGGAAAUAUAACAUACGAAAUUACAGAC
Molecule: messenger RNA, 930 nt
Organism: Musa acuminata AAA Group (dessert banana)
Lineage: Eukaryota; Viridiplantae; Streptophyta; Magnoliopsida; Zingiberales; Musaceae
Exons: 1
Coding region: 210-782 (190 amino acids)
Molecular function (GO): protein binding
Source: RefSeq, a predicted model, not a curated record